This is a messenger RNA of Bubalus bubalis (water buffalo), 1674 nucleotides long. Its product is annotated as dihydrodiol dehydrogenase 3. The transcript has 9 exons. Gene Ontology annotation, biological process: prostaglandin metabolic process; doxorubicin metabolic process; progesterone metabolic process. The record is from RefSeq and is a predicted model, not a curated record. Gene Ontology annotation, cellular component: cytosol. Gene Ontology annotation, molecular function: aldose reductase (NADPH) activity; androsterone dehydrogenase [NAD(P)+] activity; ketosteroid monooxygenase activity. NCBI's taxonomy places the organism in Eukaryota, Metazoa, Chordata, Mammalia, Artiodactyla, Bovidae. The coding region runs from base 534 to 1514 and encodes 326 amino acids.
UGUCAGAAUGUGUGGUUUUGAUAUUCUUUUCAGGAUCUGUUGAUCCUGUUGGGUCUGGAUAGCAACAUAAUUAUGCUGGUGGGAAAAGUAAAAAGGCAAAUUUAUUUUGCUUUGGUUUUCUUUAUUAAGAAAUAAGAUUUUGUAAAAUGUUUAUUAAUCACUGCCUUAAAUUGUGUGGUUCUGUGAAUGUGUGUAUGUAUGUAUGGUAAAAUAGUUAAAUUUUUUCAAUUGAUGUUUGAUAAAUAUUAAGCUUAAUAUUGGAAAAAUGAAAAAAAAAUGGUGUGGAGGUUUCUAGUCUAACAUAUGGUCAAUAAUUGUUCAAUCUCAUCAUUGUAUAAUUUAAGAUUGCAUUGAUAAAGAAGCAAGCAAGUUAAUUGGCUUCAAUCCUCUUCUUAUGCCCUGGGAUUGGUUUCACCUUGCCCCUCCUACAAUGUAUCUGCUAACAUUGGGGAGUGCAGCUAGGGCGUGACCAUCCUGGUGUUUAUCAAUUGUGAAGGCAGAAGGGAAAAAUCAGAGUCUGCUUAGUCAGAGAAAUGACAAUGGAUCCCAAAUACCAGAAGAAAGUGAAGCUUAAUGAUGGCCACUUCAUUCCUGUUCUGGGAUUUGGCACUUACGCACCUCCAGAGGUUCCUAAGAGUGAAGCUCUGGAGGUCACCAAAUUUGCUAUAGAGGUUGGAUUUCGUCAUAUUGACAGUGCUCAUUUGUACCAAAAUGAAGAGCAGGUUGGCCAGGCCAUUCGAAGCAAGAUUGCAGAUGGCACUGUGAAGAGAGAAGACAUAUUCUACACUUCAAAGGUUUGGUCCACUUUCCUUCGACCAGAGUUGGUCCGACCAGCCUUGGAAAAGUCACUGAAAGAUCUUCAACUGGACUAUGUCGAUCUCUAUGUUAUUCAUUAUCCAAUGCCUCUGGUGCCAGGGGAGACACUUUUCCCAACAGAUGAAAAUGGAAAACCGAUAUAUGAUUCAGUGGAUCUCUGUCGCACGUGGGAGGCCCUGGAGAAGUGUAAGGACGCAGGGCUGACCAAGUCCAUCGGGGUGUCCAACUUCAACCACAAGCAGCUGGAGAAGAUUCUGAACAAGCCAGGGCUCAAGUACAAGCCUGUCUGCAACCAGGUGGAAUGUCACCCUUAUCUCAACCAGAGCAAGCUGCUGGAGUUCUGCAAGUCACACGAUAUUGUCCUGGUUGCCUAUGGUGCUCUGGGGGCCCAGCGGACAUUACAAUGGAUGAACCCGAGCCUUCCCUUUCUCUUGGAGGACCCAGUUCUCUCUGCCAUUGCCAAAAAGCACAAGCAAACCCCAGCUCUGGUUGCCCUUCGCUACCAGAUACAACGUGGGGUUGUGGUUCUGGCCAAGAGUUACAACAAGAAGCGGAUCAAAGAGAACAUACAGGUGUUUGACUUUGAACUGACUCUGGAAAACAUGAAAGCAAUCGAUGGCCUCAACAGCAAUAUAAGAUACUAUGAUUUUCAACAGGCAGUUGAUCACCCUGAGUAUCCAUAUUCUGAAGAAUAUUGACUGUGAGCUAUCCACCAGGCAUUACACCAGAACUUCUUUUCCAGGGUUGUGAAGAGCAUUUCUGUACUUGGUGGAGAUGUUUAAAAAAAGAGUAUGAGCUUUUGAAACUUGUUUAUCAUUAAAAAAAAUUUUAUGAAAUAAAGAUGACUUCAAAUGUGAA